AUGCAGUCCGGCAAUCCUGAACAUGCCAUGGGAGAGGAUGCGUCAAUCGAUAGGGCCGACAAAGGAAGCAACAUCUGCACCAUCAACGACGACCUUGGAAUCCAUCCCAGCGACCAAGCACACGAAUCCCAAGACGAACGCUCCGAGGAAGCUCUGGCAAAAAGGGACCAAAGUCUCGACGGAGUUCCCACCGGAGAGCCUGUGGAAGUAGCCAUAGCCCCCCAGCUUUCCAAAGAAGAACGUUUCGAGCAAGGACCCUUGAGCCAGGGGCCUUCCGCAAACUUUUUCGAAAGACCAUCCGAGAUCAGCUACAGACCCCUCCGAUAUAGACCAGCAGAAAUAACCGUGGAAGAAGAACUCUUCGGAGAGGAACCGUUUGAAGAGUACGUGGAGCCACCGCGCCGAGAGUACAACGAUGUACCAUACCUGGAAGAAGAGGAACCGUACGAAGAGAAACCCGUCGAAGCAGAAUCCUUUUAUGAAAAAGAGUUGGAAGAAGAGGUCGCAUUGGGAAAACGAGAGGUAAUCAUCGGCGUCCGCUUCUACGACCUCAGAGGCUUCUGCAAUAGAGUGAUCGACGAUGCAGGCGACUUCACAAUCGAAGCCCUCGGCUCUUGCCACGCUAUUGACAAAGGCAUAAUCACGGAGAACGCUCGCCGAGCAAAAUUUAUCGCGCCCACGAGGCCACGGCAGCCAUCAGGGCAACGGCCGGUGCAAUCUAGAAUAUACGGG
Messenger RNA from Trichoderma citrinoviride, 732 nucleotides. RefSeq lists its product as hypothetical. Lineage: Eukaryota; Fungi; Ascomycota; Sordariomycetes; Hypocreales; Hypocreaceae. The record is from RefSeq and is a predicted model, not a curated record. The transcript has a single exon. The annotation marks the transcript as partial.